Gryllus bimaculatus (two-spotted cricket) is the source of this 319-nucleotide messenger RNA. The record is from the annotation of a GenBank genome assembly. Lineage: Eukaryota; Metazoa; Arthropoda; Insecta; Orthoptera; Gryllidae.
AGGGUUCAGCUCAACUCGCACCAAGUCGAGGAGGCGAUAAGGUUCAGCUGUGGAGAAGGUUAUGAACAUGAUACCAAGGCGUGUCAUCACCUGUCGGUACAGAACAAAACAUCAAUGUGGGCAGGAAAUGAUGAGAGAAAAAAAGAUUUCUUGAUUAUUGGAAAUGCUGCUGGAAAGAUAGCAACACCAAUGGCAAUUUAUCGAUACUCUUGCAUACCAGUUGGAAUAGCCAGUGGCAUUCCUAACGAUUAGGCUAUUGGGUGUUCUGAAACCAGAUGGAUGAAUCAUGAAUUAUUUUAAAUGGAAUAUUCAGCAAAUA